Messenger RNA from Lycium barbarum (goji berry), 1678 nucleotides. Its product is annotated as protein COBRA-like. The transcript is spliced from 6 exons. Gene Ontology annotation, cellular component: plasma membrane. The record is from RefSeq and is a predicted model, not a curated record. Lineage: Eukaryota; Viridiplantae; Streptophyta; Magnoliopsida; Solanales; Solanaceae. Gene Ontology annotation, biological process: plant-type cell wall cellulose biosynthetic process; cellulose microfibril organization. The coding region runs from base 224 to 1447 and encodes 407 amino acids.
ACUUAUUUCAGCUAAACAUCUUCCCAGGGAAAUGACCUCCCUCAUACCAAACGCAAGUAGUUUAUGCUGAAACUCGGCUAUUUUAUGAGAGAUCAGGGAGUUGACUUUAAAGAUAGGCUUUUCCUUUUCUGAUGCAUAUGAUGCACUUGACCCCAACGGGAACAUCACAAUAAAAUGGGAUGUCAUCAGCUGGACACCAGAUGGAUAUGUUGCCGUGGUGACUAUGUACAACUUUCAGCAAUAUAGGCAUAUUCAACCACCAGACUGGACUUUAAAAUGGACAUGGGCAAAGGACGAGGUGAUAUGGAACAUGACGGGAAGUCAGGCAAUAGAGCGAGGUAAUUGCUCAAAAUUCAAAGGAGAUAUUCCCCAUUGUUGUAAGAAGGACCCAACAAUUAUCGACUUGUUGCCCAACACUCCUCAAAACCAGCAGAUUGCAAAUUGCUGCAAGGGCGGAUUUGUCAGCUCGUGGGGCCAGGAUCCUGCAAGCGCUGUUAGUUCGUUCCAACUCAGUGUUGGUUCUGCUGGAACAUCAAACGAAACAGUUAGAGUACCUAAAAACUUCACCUUAAAGGCACCAGGACCUGGAUAUACUUGUGGACCUGCUAAAGUUGUUAAACAGACUAGAUUUGUUACUCCAGAUGGGAGAAGAGUUACACAGGCUAUGAUAACUUGGAAUGUCACAUGCACAUACUCACAGUUCCUGGCUCAAAAAAAUCCUACAUGUUGCGUCUCCCUAUCAUCGUUCAACAAUGACACGAUUGUACCUUGUCCAACAUGUUCUUGUGGCUACCAGAAGAAUGGCACUAAGCCAGGAAGCUGUGUGAAUCCAGAAAUGCCACGUCUAGCUUCAAUUGUUUCGGACCAUGGGAAGAACAACUUUACUCCUCUGGUCCAGUGCACAGAUCACAUGUGCCCAGUUGGAAUUCAUUGGCAUGUGAAACUCAACUACAAGGAUUAUUGGAGGGUUAAGAUCACUAUAACAAACUUCAAUUACCAUAUGAAUUACACACAAUGGAACUUAGUUGUCCAACAUCCGAACCUUGAUAACAUCACUCAGCUUUUCAGCAUCAAUUACAAGUCAUUAACUCCUUAUGGAGCGACAAAUGAUACUGCAAUGUUCUGGGGUGUUAAAUUCUCCAAUGAUCUGCUCGAGCAACCUGGUCCUUCAGGAAAUGUCCAGUUCGAACUUCUACUCCAAAAAGAUACAUCAAAUUUCACUUUUGAUAAGGGAUGGGCUUUUCCUCUCCGAGUUUAUUUCAAUGGUGAUAACUGUAUCAUGCCAUCUCCCAAGGCUUAUCCACAUUUGUCAAAUAACAUUUCCGCCAUGCCACCUCCUGAUGCAGAUCCACAGUUGCCAAAUGCCGUUUCCCAAUGGAAGGUUUCUAUGCUUAAAUUAGUAGUGACACUUUUGUCCUCUAUGGCAUUCUUCUUUGCAUAUCCAUAGAAGUCUAUCACUUGGAAAUGAUCAGUGCCUAUCAGUAGAUUUCCCCUAGCUGUUGUAUCACAUGUUCUUUUUUACAUGCUAAAGCAUAUAUUUCUCAAAUCUGUUUGAAAACAAAAGGCCAUUUAAGAAUAGAUAGAGCUUCAAAUUCUUAUUUGUUAAAUACUCCUGUUUUCUUCAUUAUCAUUAUAAAGAGAUUCUUUGCAAAUGAAUGCUACUUGAGCCAGUUUCUUC